AUGACGAUUGUCCAACUAUGUACUGGAGGUGCUGGUGGUGGAGUUGUUGCCAAGGAUGCUCUCGGAAAUGAUGUUCUUGCAGAUGAAUGGCUGAAAGCACACGACCCUGGAGACCGAACCCUCAUACAGGGCUUGAAGGGAGACCUUACCUACCUUGUAGUCGAGAAGGAUAAAACACUUGCGACGUAUGGAAUCAACGCAGUUUGCACUCACCUCGGAUGCGUCGUGCCAUGGAAUGCAGCUGAGAACAAAUUCAUCUGUCCUUGCCAUGGAUCCCAAUACAAUAAUCAAGGCAGGGUCGUCAGAGGACCUGCACCUCUGUCUUUUGCAUUGGUUCAUGCUGAUGUAGACGACGGGAAAGUAGUGUUCGUCCCGUGGGUCGAAACAGAUUUUAGAACUGGCAAGAAUCCAUGGUGGGCUUAA
Benincasa hispida (wax gourd) is the source of this 423-nucleotide messenger RNA. Lineage: Eukaryota; Viridiplantae; Streptophyta; Magnoliopsida; Cucurbitales; Cucurbitaceae. The record is from RefSeq and is a predicted model, not a curated record.